UUUGAAAAGCAUCAGUGUACACUGAAAAGAUCUGUGGCCUGGACUAGAGGAUUUGGUUCUAAUUGUCUCUGUCACUGUGAUCCUAUUUCUGUCACCUACAGAAGGUUGUAAAGAUCAGAUUAGAUCUGUUCUGAGGACCAAGAUUCAUUUGGGGGAUGGUUACAGAAUUGAACCAUGGAUUUCUCUCUAAUCCAGCGGACAGUUCAGGAGACAGAGUUCGAGGAUGAAUGUUCACUGUGGUGGUGAGAGUGACAGGCUGUUGCGCCAGGAGGCCAGCUGCCUCAUGGAUGAAAACUCGGCUGCAGCCCAAGAAAAAGAAGCAAAUAGCCUGGUUUCUUCUGGUCUUCAAAAUCUUAGUUAUCCUCUAGGUUCCAGGAGUGAUGACCUUUCACUUGACUACACCUCCCAGCCAGCAAAUCUUCAGUUCCCUCACAUAAUGCCACUUCCUGAAGACUUCAAAGGCUCUUGCUUCCAGAGUGGGAAUAAACGGAACCAUGAACCCUUUAUUGCUCCAGAACGAUUUGGAAACAGCACUGUGGGCUUUGGCAGUGGCCUUCAUUCCCAGGCACCAGAGAAAGUGACACUUCUUGUAGAUGGCACACGUUUUGUUGUGAAUCCGCAAAUUUUCACUGCUCACCCAGAUACCAUGUUGGGAAGGAUGUUUGGACCAGGAAGAGAGUAUAACUUCACAAGGCCCAAUGAGAAGGGAGAGUAUGAGAUUGCCGAAGGAAUCAGUGCAACUGUAUUUCGAACGGUGCUGGAUUAUUACAAAACUGGUAUCAUCAAUUGUCCUGAUGGCAUCUCUAUCCCUGACCUCAGAGAUACAUGCGAUUACCUCUGCAUUAACUUUGACUUCAACACUAUCCGGUGUCAAGAUCUGAGUGCUUUACUGCAUGAACUGUCUAAUGACGGUGCUCACAAGCAGUUUGAUCACUACCUCGAAGAGCUGAUCCUGCCCAUCAUGGUGGGCUGUGCCAAGAAAGGGGAGCGAGAGUGCCACAUCGUCGUGCUCACGGAUGAGGAUUCUGUGGACUGGGAUGAAGACCACCCCCCUCCCAUGGGGGAGGAAUAUUCCCAAAUUCUUUACAGCUCCAAACUCUAUAGAUUCUUCAAAUAUAUUGAGAAUCGGGAUGUUGCUAAAACAGUAUUAAAGGAACGGGGCCUGAAAAACAUUCGCAUUGGAAUUGAAGGUUACCCCACCUGUAAAGAAAAAAUUAAGAGGCGACCUGGUGGCCGGUCUGAAGUCAUCUACAAUUAUGUACAGCGCCCCUUUAUCCAGAUGUCAUGGGAAAAGGAAGAAGGAAAGAGUCGCCAUGUAGAUUUCCAGUGUGUUCGAAGCAAAUCCCUCACUAAUCUGGUAGCUGCUGGGGAGGAUGUCUCAGAGGACCAGGAGAUACUAAUGCAUCACCCACCUCAAGUGGAUGAACUUGAUAGGCUAAAUGCCCCACUUUCUCAGAUGGCUUCUAAUGACUUUCAGGAUUAGAAUCGCUGUGGGUCCGCCCCUUUGGAGCUUUUCUCUGUCUGGGAAGCCCCCAGCCUGCCCUCCCAUGGUUUGUCUUGCCCUGAGUAGAAGACAUGCUUCUCUUCCAUCCUUCCCUUUCUCACAUAAUUAAUGUGUGUCUUCUUUUGUGCCUCUGGCGCAGGGGGUGAAAAAGCAUUCACUGGUUGUUAAGCUCCUGGCUUUGCAGCAGCCCUGGUGACUUGAAAAUUUUGGUUGGGUCUGGUGCUGUUCAUUGAGUCUUUGCAGAACUGCAAAAGCAGGGAGGGAGGUCAGGACUCCUAUUGCCUCAUUCAGCAAAGCUAUCCUCAUCCUUUAUGCUCUGUUCUUGUUUUUUUUUUGUUUUUGUUUUGUUUUGUUUUAUACCAGGCAAAUUAUUUAACAGCAGAGGGACCAAAUUUAAAAAGGAGACAAUCUCUAUUACAAGCAGGCACUGAUGGGAUGCUCACUAGAUAUUAAUGAAGAUGCUGUUCCUGGUAACUUCUACACCCAGAGGGAGUCUGGGAAGAACUGGGCUGUCCUUUGUUCAUAAUGUCUAAAAGGAAAUUCUUAAGAGCUUAAAUUCAGUCUUGUUUUUCAUUAUUGCAGUGAACAAUCCAGAACUAUGUAUUUACAGGAAGGAUAAAGGCAUAAUAAUGUU
Messenger RNA from Talpa occidentalis (Iberian mole), 2138 nucleotides. Its product is annotated as BTB/POZ domain-containing protein KCTD20. Gene Ontology annotation, biological process: positive regulation of phosphorylation. The record is from RefSeq and is a predicted model, not a curated record. Gene Ontology annotation, molecular function: protein binding. The coding region runs from base 224 to 1483 and encodes 419 amino acids. Gene Ontology annotation, cellular component: cytoplasm. Lineage: Eukaryota; Metazoa; Chordata; Mammalia; Eulipotyphla; Talpidae. The transcript has 9 exons.